UUAUAUCACACAUACCAUACGGAGAUGUUACAAAUUUUUGUGUCAAUAUUUACGAGAAAAAUACUAGCCCCUUAUCUUAUCAAUACUGAUUCACCUAAUCUGCGCUAGUGUCCCGUUUAAUUUUACAAGUCUAUUUCACUACACUUUAACAGGUGUGAUGUAUUGUUUUGCCAUUAGUCUUCAGAGAAAAAUGAAAGUGCUAGAAAUUUUUAUAGCGUUUAUAUUUUUUAUAAAUGCGAGUUUAUGUCAAGAAAAUGCGGGUACAAAUCUAGCACCGGCGUUACAGGGGUGUUACAAUACCACACAGUUUGUCAUAAGGGACUACAGGUUACCAUCAGACAUCAAUGUUCUGAUCGACAUUAUUCGAAGAAUCGAAGAUGGAAACGCAUUUAGUGAUGCCAGAGAACUUUCUUACCAAAUUCUUCACAGAUUUCGCCAGGACGGCAUCCGAAGAACCACGAAGGAUCUAGACAUCACUCAGGGAAUCCCCUUCAGCCCUAAAGGAAAAGAGUCCUACAAAAACCGAGUCCAGUUGAAAAAAGUAACACCCGGGAACGCAGUCUCUUUCAAUAACGACAGCUUAACGUCGAUGCAAGCCUGUUCGCUUCAUUUUAUGAUUUCGAGUACUAUUGACUUGCACGAAUUAGCCGACGAUUCUAUGUGCAAUAAAGUAGCACAUUACACAUCCAGAGUCCAAAAACGAGAAACUGAAUUUGCUGAAACGGAACCAUCGGCUAAAAAUCGGUGCCCGGUUGAAAGCGGUGUAAUUUACACGAAAUGGGGUGAAAUCAAAGCUGGGAUUGUGUUAGCCGGAAUUGCGGCCGGUUUUCAACCAAAUUCAGUGCCAGUAUCCAAUGGACAAGGUUCUGUCGAUUCGGCUUAUGCUAGCACAAUUGCAGGGGAACUGUCGGAAGUUGCCUUGUACGAAACAGGGAAACCAAGAAUUGUCGGAAAUAAAGGCAGCUGGAACACCACCGUUGAUCAGAAAUACUACUUUUUGACAAAUUCGGAUAAAGAUCAUUUGUACCUCACCGAUGCCGAAAUUCGUGGUGGUCUCGAUGGUUUGUUUCUGGCUCUUAACAUCGAAAGCUGGAACUCGAAGUCGAGUAAUCUAAAAAUUUCACAAAUUUUGGAUCUUUAUUAUGGUAGAGGCGUUUUUAAUGAUACAGCAAGGGCGUGUAAUCGUAAAAAGUUAACACAAGAUUUAAUAGCAAGUGAGAAACUUGUACAACAAACUUCCUCAUUCAAUUACUUACUAGAUCAAGAAUCACAGUAUGAUUACACACCUAUCAAAACAAGUUUUCCCAUGUUCGCCCAAGAUGCUGUCGAGAGCUUGAGAAAUUAUUUAGGGAGCAAUUUGAAUGAUGUACAAUGUUCGGCUGAAAACGACGUAAUUGAGCGAGUGUCUACACAUUUACUAAUUUUUGUUGACAUAAACUGGGCUUAUGAGACAAUUCAGCCGAUUAUUUCCUACAUAUUAAAAAAUAUCGAUGUUAAUAAAUACGAAACUUCUUAUACAAUUCUUGACGGCCAAAGCUGUAACCCAAUUGUCAAUAGAUCAACCAGUAUUUUAGAUUUUUAUGACCAAUAUAACCUCACCCAACACCAAAAAUAUGCGGCAGGGUUUGACUAUAUGAAAGUUAUACAAACGGCGGAAGUAACAUUUAAAGCAAAAUUAGACAAUGCCACUGAUUUGACUGGACAAUCAAUGAUUAUUUUAAUGUUACCACAUAAGGUACCAACUUCAAGCGAGAGCGAUUAUGUUAAAACUGAAAAAGAGAGUUUUAAGAGUGUUUUGCCAGAUCUUAGAAUUAUUGUUGGUGGAUCUGGAAGUGCAUCAUCGUACUCUAACAUUGCCACAAAUUCUAACAGUGAUGUAUUUACAAUUUCUGAAAACCGUGAUGAGACUCUGCAAAAAGCUAAAGACAUCGUUAACAGAUUAAGAAAAAUACCACGAAGUGUUGUCAACCCCGCCUGUGGCUCCUCUUUCGAAACUGAAGAAAGCAGCAACUUUGAAAUAACUCAAUAUGUUGAUCCCAAUGGAGUGAAUUAUCAUAAAAUUUCGCCGAAUUACUUCUACGAAGGGCAAACUUUGAAGAUUCGAGGACAAGGUACUGGCACUAUCGCCGUGUGUAUAUCAAGAACUGAUGCCAAUCCGAGAGCAAAUGCACAUGGAGCAAAUUGUACUAACAUCGAAUCCGAUGAACUGUCCCGAGAUAUUAGUACUUUUUGCACCGAUGAGUCCGUAAGCGACUGCUCACCGAUUUAUAUUUCUGUCCAAGGAAUGACAUCAAAUGUUCGUUGCACAGACAAAUCUUGCCGAUUCCCCGACAAUAUCAAAUAUACAAUAGCUCUAGAGAAUGUCAAGUGCUCAAGCUGUGGUAAAUUGCUUAUAAAUAAUUUGAUUAUUUUUCUCAUGUUUAUAGUAUAUUGCUUCACUUCUAAAUAUCUAAAUUAGUUACUAAGUGCUUCUAAUAAUAAUAAAUAUACAUGACCUGACGUAAUUUACACAAAUACAUUUGAAUAAGAUUCCAAAAGGAUAAACUAUUAGGUGGCAAGUUUGGUUAUCUAUUGCCACUAUUAUAAGUAGUAUAAUAUGUAUAACUAAAAUUAAAUCUAAGCUAUAAUGUUAAGUCCAAUUUUUAAUUUUUUAUUUUAACUGUGUCAACUUGUAGACAAUAAAAAUAAUGUGUAAGUUUGUA
Messenger RNA from Tribolium madens (black flour beetle), 2702 nucleotides. RefSeq lists its product as uncharacterized. The coding region runs from base 158 to 2458 and encodes 766 amino acids. The transcript is spliced from 10 exons. Lineage: Eukaryota; Metazoa; Arthropoda; Insecta; Coleoptera; Tenebrionidae. The record is from RefSeq and is a predicted model, not a curated record.